UCUGUCAACAUCCCCUGCCCCGACGCGGGGGGGUGGCUCUGGCCGCCGAUUGGCCCGGCCGCCUCCUUACGUCCCGCCCCGCGCCCGUGCACCGCUCGCCAUUGGCUGCGAGGGCUGCCCGUCCGCUGUGUGUCAAAUGUAGGUUGAGCGAGUGCUUAAAACCGGGGGCUCGGGAGUCCCCGCGCGUGAACUCGGCGCGGGGGGCUCGGGACGGGCAGCCAUGGAAUUGAACUCCCUGUUAAUCCUCCUGGAAGCGGCCGAGUACUUGGAGCGAAGAGACCGAGCGUUCCUGCAAAGGAGGAAAAAAUUGCAUGGAAAAAAUAUAUUGCCACUAAUGCUGACUUUGUCCCUAGAAGCAGAACAUGGCUAUGCAUCAGUGUUACCCUUCGAUAGUGACUAUUCCAGAAAGAAAACAAAGGCAGGCACCAUGGCCAGAAAAUCCCAGAAUAACAGGUCAUCACACAACGAACUAGAAAAACAUAGUGCACAGAGCAGCUCACCUGAUGAUGCACUCCCAACAAAUGUGUCUUCCUACUUCCACUGCUGGUUUGGAAAGGAGGAGUGUAUUAAGCAGACAAAGCUUGAAAAUCAGUCUGCUCAGGAAGUUAUAUUACAGGUAUCAGAGAUGUACACAUACUCAUGCUUUGGACAAAGCUGCUAUUUUGCAAUGAAAGAUGGGACUAAAAUACAGUUUGGACUCAAUUAUUAUGUCCUUUUUCUUGCUGAAGUCAGCUUUGGACUGUGGAGUGUGAGUGGAGUCCUGGGUCUGAGCUCCAGAAAGCUCUGUGCUUCCUGGCCAGCCAAGCAGCCAGCAGGGAGCAGAUGGGUGAGAAACCAAGUGCAUGCAUUUUUUUUCCACUUGAAUUUGUUCAUCCUUCUCUUCAAACAUAAGUCCAUUGUGUGUCAGCCUCUAAUGGAGUAUGUAGAAGGUGGUUUAUGUUUUCAGCAUAUGCUAAUUGACCUGGCUAGUUCUCAUCCAGCAUGGUAGAGAGUGGGCUGGACUUGUAUAAAGUAGAGAUGGAUGGGCCAGACUUUCUGAUACUUUCAGGACAGUUAGGUGCUGAUUCCCUGCAUACAGGGGAAGAGAGGCCUGAUGGUGACUGCUCUCCUGAUUGGAGGAGAAAAAAAUAAGUAGAAUUAGGUAUUUUGAAAAAGAGAGGGUUUUAAGCUUGCCUAGCUACAUCUGGACAAGUGAGCUGGAAUUUGAUUUUUGUUUUUUUUAAAGGUAUUUAGGCAGCUAAUGGACUUUAAGAAGCUGGCCUCUGAAAUGAGUCUUACAUAAUGCGAUGGGAAUCCUUGGCUGAAUCCCAGCCAGUCAGGUCUGUGGAAGCCCACAGACCAAUACACAGAAGUGGUACCUGCUGUGGUUUGAAGAAGCAGCAAAUGUGCCUGAAAGUCAGCAGUGCAGCCCCAGCUCUUUAAGGCAAGGUUGGCUCUGCACUCAGGAUUCACACCAGAUCUGCAGGAGGUUGGCUUCCUUUCUCCCAAGUAUGUCACGAGCAUUCACAUCCCAGUGUCCCUGCUUGGAGUAGACAAAAAGGAACCAAUCUCAGCUGGAGGAGGUGGCCGUGUUCUGUAAGUUGCUUGUCCUGUCCCUUCCUCUCCCUGCCUCCAUGCUCUAUUGGCAUCUGUAGCUCUAUUUUUAGCACUCCUUUCCCUGGAGUGACUACCCCACUUGGGUAUUGGAUAUACCGUGGCUGGGUCCCAAAUUCAAAAUGUCUCCUUCUGAAUGGAACGGUGUGUACUUCCCUGGUGUAGCUCAUGCUCCUUUUCUCUCGUGGUCUCUGUCAGCAGACACUUGUGCUUAGAUUUACUGCACAGAAUUCCUUUGCAGGUCAAGUAGUUUUUAAUCUGUGUUUUUUUCCCUUGGUACAUUGGCAGACUGUGGGCCCAACUCUGCCUCAUGCCCAGGGAAUUUCAGUAGGAGCUGUGCCUGCCUGCAGGCUGAACCCUGCAUCACAUCCAGGCAGCUGCAGAGGAUGCAGAAAAGGUUCCAGAAACUGUACUGAGCAUGAGCAUUUAGGCAGCAGAUCAUAAAUGUGAAAAAGCAUAAGGCUGUUCCUUCACAGAAGUUUAAUUUGGGCCUUUUCUAGAAAAACAAAACAAAAACCAGCUCCCCCCCAUCCCCUUCCUUGUGCAUGGGAUCCAGUUAAAAACUGUCUCCUCUUGUCCUAAAGAACUGUGCACUCCCCAAGAAUGAAUAAGAUAUUCCUUCUACCCACCCCUCCCUAUGCUUGGAAGGAGAGAGUUGUUUUGUGACUUUGAUAGAGUGCUGUCUUUUGAGAUGGAAAUACAUAUGCUGAGCUAUGUACUCAUCCUUCUAGGUUAGAGCAGAGUGACAGGACUUGUCAAAGGAUGUCAAUUGGCUAAUAUUAUUGUUUAAUGCUAGUUUAUGUUACACAAGCUUUUUUCUACACAAAUUAGUGUGACUAAUUUUGUAGCGCGUGGAGAUUGGCACAGCCGACACAGCAGAGGUGUGGGCUUGGAUGUAUGUACAUGAGGUCAUGUUGCAAUGCUUCUGACUUGAAAAACUAAUAACUCUGCUUGCAGGCUACAUGCCCUACAUGAAGAAAGCCUUUAUUAGGUUCUACCUUAUUGCAACAAAGCAGAUUUGUGUAACAGUCAAAGACGACAUCUGAAGGUGGUAAAACGCCUGUAAAAGGCUGGAGUAGUAGUGGUGAGUCCUCUUCUCCCAGCUGCCUCCUUGGGAUUGAUGCCUAACAGAUUUAUCUGCUUUUCUUUCCUUGAUGGUUCAAUUUGGGUAACUAAAUGAAGAUGCAAGGUGCUAAAUAAGGGGCCUGCCUGGCAUGUAAUUGCUGCCAGGACUCAGCAGCUCCUAUUGAAGUUAGGAAUACCAGCAGUGUUUGCAAAUACCAGCUGCACAGACACUCUGUGUCUUACAUAGCACAUUAGCUGGUAUUUACAAAACAUAAAGGUAGCAAACCCUGUAAUUCCCCAAGAAAGCUGACUUAAUCCCGAUUGGUAAGUGCUGUUGUGUUGACUGCUGCAAUGAACAACAUGGGUGGAGCAAAUAAUUUCUGCUAGGGAAAUUUGGGAGCUUGUUGUGUAUGUUUGCUAGAAGCAGUUAUUGGGUGUAGGUGCUAAGAGGUGUUUUAAAUAGACUGUUGCGUGUCUUGGUUCCCACUGCCUGACUUUACAUACUCACAUGGCAAGUGAGUCCAAACUUCUGGUGCUUCCUUCCAUUGCCAGAUAACCUCAGGACACUGCACUUAAGAAAUCUGAGCUGAAUUUUUCAGGGAAAAAAGAAGGGGGGAGGGAGGGAAAGUUUUGAAAGGUGUUCCAUACCUUAUCAUCCCCAGAUGGAUCAUUCUCAGAUUCUGCUCAACUGCACCUUAUCUGCCUCAGAGACAACUAGUUUUGUACUGUUCAAUGAAAAGGGAAGUAGGUUGGAAAUUAAAUUCUGAACGAGGCACUACUGGUGUUGUGGCAAGCUAUAUCUAAACUUGGAGGCAGGACUGUCAGAUAUCUGCAAGUCUCCACUGUCCCUUGAUGCCAGAUUUUUUUCUUCUUUUAGUUGGGGGGGGGGGGGGG
Messenger RNA from Motacilla alba alba, 3552 nucleotides. It is a transcript of the gene MXD4, whose product is annotated as MAX dimerization protein 4. Gene Ontology annotation, biological process: regulation of transcription by RNA polymerase II. The record is from RefSeq and is a predicted model, not a curated record. The coding region runs from base 221 to 988 and encodes 255 amino acids. The transcript is spliced from 4 exons. Gene Ontology annotation, molecular function: RNA polymerase II cis-regulatory region sequence-specific DNA binding; DNA-binding transcription factor activity, RNA polymerase II-specific; protein dimerization activity. Lineage: Eukaryota; Metazoa; Chordata; Aves; Passeriformes; Motacillidae.